AUCGUAAAACUGAUAUAUUGCUGACCAGCUGUAUGCUGAAUUUUGCGUGCUGACGAAGGAAAAUUAAGAAUUUCCACAAAUUGAAUUGGUUUAGUAAAAAAAUUCCUUUUAGAAACCUACUUUAAAGUACAUUGCAUACAAUGGACACUGAAAAAUCCAGUAGUAGUUCAUUUGAGGACCUUUCCAAUAUAAACGAAUUAGAAACUAAAUCAGCACAUGUAAAAGAAUCGGAUGUUAAAGGAGAGGAAAAAGACAGCUUUCAAAUUGGGACUAAAAAUGCAAAAAAUCAGCAAGAAAAUAUUAAACUUGAAGGGAGUGGAGUUGGUGUUUCAAUUGGAGAUAAUGAGCCGUGUGAUGUGUUAGGUAAUGGCCAGUUAGUUAAACGUGUUAUAAAACAGUCUCAACUAAUUGCUCGGCCAGCAAGAGGAGAUCUGGUAACAGUUACAUUUAAUGGUCGAAUGCCUAAUGGAAUCGUUGUUGAGAAAAAGGAAAAUUAUCAAAUUCACGUUGGCGAUUACGAGGUUGUACAAGGACUCGACAUGGUUAUUCCUUUAAUGAACAUUGGCGAAGUUGCUGAAGUUACUAUCGAUGCAAGAUUUGCUUAUGGUAGCCUUGGUUUAAAAAAUGAUGAAAAUGAAAGCGCCAGCGUGCCUGCAGAUUCAACACUAAUAUAUGAAGUACAUUUACUAAAUUGUAAAAAUGAGGAUUUUUCGGAUUUAAAGUCCUUUGAAGUACGCAGGAAUUACGGAACACGUAAAAAGGAACGGGCAAACUUCUGGUAUAACCGUAAUGAAUACAAUACGGCUAUUCAGUUGUAUAGGCGUGCACUAGAAUUCUUGGAUGAUCGCGAUGGUGAUCCUGAUUCUAUGUUCGAUAAGGAAGAUUUGGAAUUUUCUAAUAGCGAUUUGCAAACAUUACUCGAGGAUAGAUUGGUUGUCUACAAUAAUCUGGCAAUGGCUCAAAUAAAAAUUUCAGCGUUUGAUGCUGCUUUGAAGUCGGUAGAGAACGUACUACGUUGCCAGCCAAGCAAUUCUAAGGCUUUGUAUCGAAAGGGACGAAUUCUCGAAGGAAAAGGAGAUACGAAAGGUGCUAUUAUUUUAUUACAAAAGGCUGCUACAUUCGAACCAGAUAGUAAAGCAAUACAGCAGGACUUAGCAAAGUUGAUAAUCAAAGCACGCAGAGAAGAACACAACGAAAAAGAAAUGUAUCAAAAAAUGCUGGGACAAGCAAAAAAACUUGAACAGAAGCAUAAACAACCGCAGAAGCAACAAAACAUUGAAAGCUCGAAGCUUAAACUUAUAGGAUAUUUAAUGGGAUCAAUUUUAAUUGGUGUAGCCGGCGUUGCUAUAUAUAGAUACAAAUACUAGAUUUAGUGCACAAAAAGAUAAAAGCCGACUGUUUGCGACGAACUACAAAAUCAGUUCAUUUAAUAAUCAAAAAUUAAAAAAUUGAUAAAGCAUUUAACAACAAGAAAAUUAGAAUCGGAUAAAAUUCCUGUUCAAUUAUUAUUUGUUUAUUUUGUAAAUUUUUUAGUGAUUUAUAGUGUGGGAUUUAAGUGUUUUCUUUUUUUAUUCGUAAAUAUAUUUUAAUAUAAAGGAAGAUUGGAGAUGAUAUAAAUAUCCUUCCAGAACAUAUGUUUUUACAUUACCAAAAAUAGAGUGAUCAAAAACAAAGAUUAGACGUCAGAUUUAUAACACUUACUGUAAAAAUUAUUAAUUUUUUACAGUCAUGUCGUCCAUAACGUUGAAUAUCUUCUUUAAAGAGCGUUUUACUAAGUUUAACAGGAAAAUUAAGAAACAUUUUUAUGUCAAGGCAUCGAUUAACAUCGUGAUAAUUUAAUUAUUUCAUCGAAAUUGACACAUUUCAAAUAAUUCAUCUGUAUUAAAAUCACAUUUUUCAGACAAAGAGAUACAAGUUCGCAGAAUACAGCGGAAAAUUUACGAUUUAUUUCAGUACUAGCGACCUAACUACAAAUAGUGAUUUUUAGUUGAUACUGCACAAACGAUGCAAACGACUUACUUAACACCCGUUCCCUCGACAGUCUAGUCUAAGUAACCGGAACGGACCCGGAUUUUUAUGCGUCCAAGGAUUGUCAACUCGGCACCAUUCCUCAAAAUUAGUUCAAUAAUGUUUUUGCCGCUACUACAACAACAACGCACCUAACGGUUAUUUUCCAGUUAAAUAAGAUAGUGAUGACUGAAAUUUCUUGGGUAGGUAGAUAAGUAUAUUGUGAUAAAUGAAAAAAAUAAUUUUAAAAAUUUUUGAGUUGUGACUCCUUUGUAGUUAGUGUGCGAAAAAUUAAUUGUCUGAUUGUUGAAAUUACUAGAUUCCUGCGCAUUAAAAAAUGUCCUAUUCGAUUGGAAACGUUCGUAUAAAAACGUAUACAUAUUUUCUUUAACCCUAUCAGUAACAUUUUUCUCUAUGUUGAAUUGGGAUAUAAAAUUUUACUAUGGUGUAAAUAAAUUUUACAUUUUAAAAAGUUUAAAAGCCAAAUUUUGACAGUUGAAGUUAAAAAAAAAGUUUAAAUGUUUAUCCUGUUAUUUAAAUUUUUAAAUAUAUUAGAAAAAUUAAUAAAAUGUAUAUAAAAUACCUGUCUGCUAAUUACACUACAAAUUAAACUAGAAAAUUGCUUCAUAUAAGCGUUUAUUACUCAUUGAGAACAUUCUCUUCUAUAAAUCUACAAUAUAUAUAUAUUAUAUGUAGGUUUAUACUAUGAGGGAACUGCAGCAGUGCACAGCAACAAAAUACACCGAAUGCUUAUGCUUUAAACACAUAGACGACUGCACUACACGACGUAGCGACAACGAAAUUUCCUUGUCUGCAAAUGGCGUCCUGAAGCCAGUUUCUUGAACAUUUUGAAAACGGCAGCGGCAUAUCAAACAGCUGACGUAUACAAUUCCGUAGAAACUAGUGCGAUUAUAGCUUUGUAUAAAUCUACAUGUAACCAAUCCUAAGUUUUCACUAACACAUACGCAAACAUGUCACACUUAAUACGAAAUAUUAAAGUACUAAUUUCGCAUUUGGUACGGGUAUCCUACUAGUAUUCUACUACUAAAACGUCUAAAUGCCUCAUUUCUGCUAUAAUGUGAUGCCGUGUUAUGUUUUAAAAUAUUUCCCUUUAAGGAUGUUUUUUAUUACAUGUGUAAAUAUUAUUUAUUACUUAGUACAUUGUUUUUAUUAAUAUUAUUGUUGUUCCAGAAUAUCACCUGGUAUUUUCUAAUUAUUUUGGUUUUUGUUGAAAUUAGUACAAGUAGAUUGUUUUGACUUGUAUUUUUUGAUGAAUACAAUGGAAUUGGAUCUAAUUUUAUUAUAUUUAUUUUAUUAUAUAUUAUUUCGACUCAUAUUGUUAAUGUAAUUACUAUUCCUGAAUUGUACCAGAUUUUAUAUAUAUAUAUUUUUUCUAGUUAUAUUUGUUAUGAAAAGUAGGUUAAUUUAGAACAUACGAAAAUGUUAUAUGGCUGAAUAUAUGAAAACCGAGCAUCCAAAACAGAUCGGAAACGCGCUUACAUUGCUACCGCAGAGAUGGUGAGGUAAAGCAAUAAAUAUGCAAGAAACUUUUCUUGAAAGUUUUCAUUAAUGUGUUCCAUUAGAAAUACAUUUCUGUGUCAAAAAAGGCAGAUUUCGAUCAGGUGUUCUCAGCUGUGUAGGUUCUUAGAAAACAGCUUAUACUUUUGUUACUUGUGGGUUUAUACAGUGGAAUAUAGUAACCAUAGACAACCGUAUAUCAAACAUAUGUAUUGUGACGAGCACGGAUGAUAGCUAGAAACAGGCUUUCGACAAUUUCUAAGAAUCAUGCAGAUAGCGAAAUUCAUGGUGGCCAGAAUGUUUGAGUGGUGAUGUUUUGGGAACGUUCUAAUAUAUAAGGCUCCCGGCUUUUGCAGAAUACAGUUCUAGUUAAAGUCCUGCCGUGUAAAGACCAAUUAAGGUAUAACUAAGAAAUUGUAAACUCGGAUAAUGAGUAAUAAAGCGUUAAGUUGUUGUAAAUAGAAAUAAAGAUAAGUUUAUAGCCAUUGAA
Bactrocera oleae (olive fruit fly) is the source of this 4015-nucleotide messenger RNA. RefSeq names its product peptidyl-prolyl cis-trans isomerase zonda (gene zda). Gene Ontology annotation, cellular component: cytosol; membrane; mitochondrial envelope. Gene Ontology annotation, biological process: negative regulation of apoptotic process; protein folding. NCBI's taxonomy places the organism in Eukaryota, Metazoa, Arthropoda, Insecta, Diptera, Tephritidae. Gene Ontology annotation, molecular function: protein binding; peptidyl-prolyl cis-trans isomerase activity; protein folding chaperone. The record is from RefSeq and is a predicted model, not a curated record.